Messenger RNA from Saxophila tyrrhenica, 2067 nucleotides. RefSeq lists its product as uncharacterized. The transcript is spliced from 3 exons. The record is from RefSeq and is a predicted model, not a curated record. NCBI's taxonomy places the organism in Eukaryota, Fungi, Ascomycota, Dothideomycetes, Mycosphaerellales, Extremaceae. Bases 1 to 2067 code for a protein of 688 amino acids.
AUGUCCGACUACUACUCUUCAGACGCCUGGGGCCAGGCCCUUGGCCCGUCUAAGAAGAAAAAGAAGAAGGAUCAAGCAAGACUCAACACGAGCUACUGGCUUCCCAGGCUCGACGAGAUGGUCCUUCUCCAUCCAAUUUCGACACGCAGUGACGGCGUGUCGAAGGAGGAGAAGACGAGGGUUGUGAUGGUGAAUGAACAGCUUGAGAAGUACAAUCGAUGGCUGCCAUUCAUCCAAUCCUCGAAGCCUGGAAGAAAUGUGCGAAAUGCGGGCACAGAUCUGCAAGUCGCUGUGCAUGACCUAAAUGCCCUGGUAGCAGGCAUGAUGAUCAAGAUUGAUCAGAGGAUUGCGGAUGUACAGGAAGCUGCGGAGGAUUUUGUUGAGGCGGUGAGGCAAGACGGUGGGUGGCAAACGAACGGUGACCUCCUAGAUCUGACGUACGACGAGCUCGAUGAGAUCUUGACCAAGCAUCCCCACCGACAUACAGAUCCCUACAGACAGCAUCUAUGCUUUACAGUGUGGAACUCUAGACCUGUCACCAUCCUCCUCACACGACCGCGCCGAGAUCCUUUUGGACUCGACUGGGCAAUUGCCGUGCCGGAACCACCGCCACCUGACAGGCACCUUGACAAGCUCCUGCGGCUUGUCUCAGAAGUGUCUCAAUGCGAGGACGGACUCUGCGAAGCGUUCCAUCUCCUCAUAUUGUUGAAAACCCGUGCUGUCACGAAAUACGAAGGCGAAAGUCUCCGGCCUGACGCUGUCUUGGACCACGAUGGAGAGAGAAUCGACCAAGAAGUGCUGAAGCUCGUGCAAGAAGCAGACCUCGCGGCAGCCCAGAACCGGUUACCGAACGGCCGCAUCUUCUUCAACUUCGCCGCCGCAGCGCGAGAUAUGUUCGUCCACCUUCCCCUGGGAUGUGGCAUCUGCCAUCGACCACCUCCUCCACCACCUCCGCCUCCUCCUGGGAUCAUUGACCCUUUUGCAGGGCUGUUUCCGGACCCGCCCUGCGUACGGCCGCCAUAUUUGCAGCUGCUACAGACUGUACAGCAAUGGGCUCAAGGCGAGAUUCUAUCUGGAAUUAUGCUGGCUUUCAGCCGGAAACUUCCGAGAGAGCUGUGUUUCCUCGUGUUUGAGUACGCUAUGGAAGCCGAGGAGCUACCUUUGAAUCCACGCGUGUGGGAGGACGACGACUACAUCAUGGGCAUGCGGAUUGCUGGCGCGCUGAGGAAGCGUUACGUUUGCCCAAAGCCGAAACCGCCGCGGAACCCGUGCACCAAUGUGGUCGCAGAUGCUACACAGACUAUUGAGAACGUAGCUGCUACACCUCGGACGACAGUGGCUCGACCUAGCCACCAGAAGUGUCACCUCCUCAAUCUUCCGGCAGAACUCCGACUCAGAAUUUAUGAAUUUUACUUCAGAGACAUCCGCCUGCCACUACUCCCGAUCGUGGUGGAUGAUGAGACAUGCGAAGCCUACGCCUCCUUGGUCGAGGAGUAUCGCGAAGUCGCGGCUGAGGACAAAUCUCAACUUGCGCAAAAGAUGCGUGGCAACACUCACGGAUUCUGCCUCGAGAACGAUCCUCUGCUGGCUACAUGCCGGCUCAUGCGUCGCGAGGCUUCCGAAGUCAUGACGAAGGACUCGAGCAUGGCGAUCCGCCUGGCUUUUCCCUGUUGUUAUUGGGAACCCAAUAAGCUCAUUGCGAAAGACAUCGGCGAGCUCGACUGGAUAUACCCAAGAGACAGCCUCACCUCGAUCAUCGACGUUGACAACAGGGUCGGCGACCCAGUUCAAUGGACUAGGUACCUCGAAGCAAUCGAAUGGUGUGCACACUUCAAGCCGUUGAUCGCGGUGCUGUAUCUUUUCCCGGACGACAAGCUCCAGCAUCUGGGGCUGGCCGGUUUCGACGGCGCUAUCGACGUUCUCAAGAAGAUCAAGACUGAAGCCUCGAUCGAGAUGGCAAUGACUGUGAUUCGCGAGGACAUCAAGGCAGAGGCGAUGGCGGAUCGUCUGAAAGCUAUAGAUUCCGAGCAAAAGUUCACAGAUCUUGUGAAGCACCUUGGAGCGUAA